Messenger RNA from Eurypyga helias (sunbittern), 200 nucleotides. It is a transcript of the gene URM1, whose product is annotated as ubiquitin related modifier 1. The annotation marks the transcript as partial. Gene Ontology annotation, molecular function: protein tag activity. The transcript has 3 exons. The record is from RefSeq and is a predicted model, not a curated record. NCBI's taxonomy places the organism in Eukaryota, Metazoa, Chordata, Aves, Eurypygiformes, Eurypygidae. Gene Ontology annotation, cellular component: nucleus; cytoplasm. Gene Ontology annotation, biological process: protein urmylation; tRNA thio-modification.
GGGAUAUCAGGAACCUGCUGAAGUGGAUCAAGCAGAAUCUGUUGAAAGAACGGCCCGAAUUAUUUAUGCAAGGGGAAUCUGUGAGGCCAGGAAUUUUGGUGCUCAUCAACGACGCAGACUGGGAACUAAUGGGUGAGCUGGAUUAUAAACUCCAGGACCAGGAUAACGUGCUUUUCAUCUCGACAUUGCACGGCGGGUGA